Varanus komodoensis (Komodo dragon) is the source of this 2834-nucleotide messenger RNA. RefSeq names its product vav guanine nucleotide exchange factor 1 (gene VAV1). Gene Ontology annotation, biological process: intracellular signal transduction; cell migration; regulation of GTPase activity. Lineage: Eukaryota; Metazoa; Chordata; Lepidosauria; Squamata; Varanidae. The record is from RefSeq and is a predicted model, not a curated record. Gene Ontology annotation, cellular component: cytoplasm. The transcript has 27 exons. Gene Ontology annotation, molecular function: protein binding; guanyl-nucleotide exchange factor activity. Bases 108 to 2639 code for a protein of 843 amino acids.
UCGCCCGGCGCUGUAUUUCCCAGCCAUGAGGAAGGGUGCUGCUUGGGGUAGCAGAAAGUGACUCUUCCAACAGCCAGAACAGUGACUUGGGCUGGAACGUGGUGGAAAUGGAGCUGUGGAAGCAGUGUGCCCACUGGCUUAUUCAGUGCCGAGUGCUACCCACAAACCAUAGAGUGACCUUGGAGGGUGCCCAGGUCUGCGACUUGGCCCAGGCCUUGCGUGAUGGUGUCCUCCUCUGUCAGCUUCUGAACAACCUCAUUCCUCAUGCUGUCAACUUACGGGAGAUCAAUUUGCGCCCUCAGAUGUCCCAGUUCCUGUGUCUCAAGAACAUCCGAACCUUUCUUGCCACCUGCUGUGAGAAGUUUGGUCUGCGCAAGAGUGAUCUCUUCGAAGUCUUUGACCUGUUCGAUGUGAAGGACUUUGCAAAGGUGAUAGAAACCUUAUCAAUACUGUCAUGGACACAGGUUGCCCAGAACAAAGGAUUCAUGCCAUUCCCUACAGAGGACAGCAUUGCUGACGAUGAUAUAUACAGUGGCUUAUCAGAUCAGAUUGAUGACACCAUGGAGGAAGAUGAUGACCUGUAUGACUGUGUGGAGAAUGAGGAGGCAGAAGGAGACGAAAUCUACCAGGACCUGAUGAGGUCAGAGCCAGGUGUCAUGCCGCGAAUGACUGAACUGGACAAGAGAAAAUGCUGCAUUCAAGAGAUUCAGCAGACAGAAGAGAAAUACACGAGCACACUAGAAUCUAUCCACCAGCAUUUUUUUAAACCACUGCAGCAGUUCAUACGGCCUCAGGACCUGGAAAAUAUUUUUAUCAACAUUGAGGAACUGUUGAAGGUUCAUCGGUGCUUUCUGGCAGAUCUGAAAAAUUCAUUGUCAUUUAACAUCUCCCAGAAUCUCCACCAGGUGUUCAUCAGAUACAAAGAGAGAUUCUUGCUGUAUGGUCGAUACUGCAGCCAGGUAGAAGCAGCUACUAAAUACCUAGAUCAGGUAGCCAAUACAAGUGUGGAUGUGCGCAUGAAACUGGAGGAAUGUUCCCAACGAGCCAAUAAUGGACGCUUCAGCCUGCGUGACCUCCUCAUGGUACCCAUGCAGCGGGUGCUGAAAUACCAUCUGCUCCUGCAGGAGCUGAUCAAAUAUACAGUGGAGCCAACUGAAAAGGAGAACCUGAGGCAAGCCCUGGAUGCCAUGCGGGAUCUGGCUCAGUGUGUGAAUGAGGUCAAGAGGGACAAUGAAACACUGAAACAAAUCACAAAUUUCCAACUCUGCAUAGAGAAUCUGACGCAAUCCUUAGCCCACUUUGGAAGACCGAAAAUUGAUGGGGAACUCAAGAUCAUCACUGGGGAGAGGCGUUCCAAAAUGGACAGGUAUGCUUUCCUCUUGGAUAAAGCCCUCCUCAUAUGCAAACGAAAAGGCGAUUCAUAUGACAUGAAGACUUUUGUUGAUCUGUCAAACUACCAGGUCCGGGAUGACUCUUCUGUGGAGAAGGACAACAAGAAGUGGACUCACAUGUUUGUUCUCAUCGAGCUUAGUGGUCUCUCUGGCUAUGAACUGUACUUCAAGACACGGGAGCUGAAAAAGAAGUGGAUGGAACAAUUUGAAAUGGCUCUCUCUAAUAUCUACCCUGAAAAUGCCACAGCAAAUGGACAUGAGUUCCACAUGUACUCCUUUGAGGAGACCACCUCUUGCAAAGCCUGUCAGAUGCUGCUGAGAGGGACCUUCUACCAGGGCUACCGCUGCAGCAGAUGCCGAUCACCUGCUCACAAGGAAUGCCUGGGCCGAGUGUUACCAUGCGGAAGGUCCAGCUCAGAGUUUGGAUCCACUGUGAAAAAGAAUAAAUCCAAUCAGCAUACGUCGGAGGGGGGGAAAACUGAUCUGGGGCUGCCUAAGUUGGAAGUCCACCAGGAGUACUAUGGUGUGCCUCCCCCACCUGUGGCAUUUGGACCAUCACUGAAGCUCAAUGUGGGGGAUAUUGUGGAAGUCAACAAAGCUGAGGCAGAACAACUGUGGUGGCAGGGAAGGAACAUGUCCAGCAAUGAGGUUGGCUGGUUUCCUUGCAAGAAAGUGAAGCCGUACAUCUCUACUCCUCCCCCAGAUCUAUCAGUUUACCACUGGUAUGCGGGAUCUAUAGAAAGGACAGAAGCAGAACAAAUCCUUGCCAGUCGUUCAGAUGGGACUUACCUGGUGCGGCAGAGAAUCAAGGAUGCAAGCGAGUUUGCCAUCAGCAUUAAGUUCAAUACUGAGGUCAAGCACAUCAAAAUUCAGACCAAGGAUGGGCUGUAUCGCAUCACAGAGAAGACAGCCUUCAAAGGACCUGUAGAGCUGGUGGAGUUUUACCAAGAGAAUUCCCUGAAGGACUGCUUCAAGAGCCUUGAUACUGCCUUGCAGUUUUCUUUCAAAGAACCUGAGAGUAAAACAGCAUCCAAGCCAACUGGGAAAAACUUGAAGUACUUUCGUUCAGCAAAGGCACGCUACAGUUUCUGUGCACGAGACCGGACUGAGUUAUCCCUCACAGAAGGAGACAUCAUAAAGAUUCAGACCAAGAAGGGACCACCAGGAUGGUGGAAGGGAGAGAUCUAUGGCCGGGUUGGCUGGUUCCCUGCAAAUUACGUGGAGGAGGAUUAUUCAGAGUACUGCUGAGGGUAUAGCCCAAACAGACAAAGUGAAAGAUCAUUUGGAAGCCCAUCACGGAAUAACCAACUGAAUCAGUCAGUUUAGAGCUGAUGGAAAAAUUACUAUUAUUUAUGAACUCUUUUCACUCCCCUACCUCUAUUUCCCAUCAAUUCCUGUCCUUCAUUAUGUGUUAGUUCUAAUAAACAGAGUGGCUAAUAAGAA